GAGAGUCACUCAGAGUUAAUAAUAUUACGCCGUGGGGGGAGUGGGGGAGGACGCACACAUAUAUACACAUAUAUAUACACACACUGCCAACCCGGCGACGAGGUUGGGCCUGCAGUGCCUGCCUGCAACCCAGAAAACAUGGAGCUCGAGAAUAUCGUGGCCAACACUGUUUUGUUGAAGGCGAGAGAAGGAGGGGGUGGGAACAGAAAAGGCAAGAGCAAGAAAUGGAAGCAGAUGCUGCAGUUCCCUCAUAUAAGCUUGUGCGAGGAGUUACGCCAAACUAUAGAGAAAGACUACAACAGCCUUUGUGAGAGGCAGCCAAUCGGACGCUUGCUGUUCCGGCAGUUCUGUGACACCAGGCCGGAGUUGAGACGCUGUGUAAAAUUUUUAGAUGCUGUGGCGGAGUAUGGAGUGACGCCGGAUGAGAAGAGGAAGGAAUAUGGGCAGGAACUCCUCGACAAGUACCUCAACACAAAGUCAGAGGACUAUAUUCCUGAGGUAUCAGCAGAGAUGGUGACUAAGUGUGCAGAACGCUUGCAACAGGAGGCAUGUAAAGAGCUCUUCAUGGAGUGCACCAAACUGAUCCACGAUUACCUGAGUGUGGCCCCUUUCGCAGACUACCUCGAUAGUAUGUACUACAGUCGCUUCUUACAGUGGAAAUGGCUUGAAGGACAGCCAGUCACAAAAAACACAUUCCGUCAGUACAGGGUUUUGGGAAAGGGUGGAUUUGGCGAGGUCUGCGCAUGCCAGGUGCGGGCCACAGGAAAGAUGUAUGCCUGUAAAAAGCUGGAGAAGAAACGCAUUAAAAAGAGGAAAGGGGAGUCCAUGGCCCUGAACGAAAAGCAGAUUCUUGAGAAAGUCAACAGUCGGUUUGUUGUGAGUCUCGCAUAUGCAUAUGAGACAAAAGAUGCCCUGUGCUUAGUCCUCACGUUGAUGAACGGAGGAGACCUGAAGUUUCAUAUCUACCACAUGGGAGAGGCAGGUUUUGACGAGAAGCGGGCAGUGUUCUACGCAGCGGAGAUCUGCUGCGGUUUAGAAGAUCUCCAUUGGGAGAGGAUGGUUUACAGGGAUUUGAAGCCAGAAAAUAUACUGUUGGACGAUCAUGGUCAUAUACGUAUUUCAGAUCUGGGCUUGGCUGUGCAUGUACCAGAGGGUCAGACAAUCAAAGGCCGGGUGGGCACAGUAGGGUACAUGGCCCCAGAGGUGGUGAAGAACGAGCGUUAUACUUUCAGUCCGGACUGGUGGGCUCUCGGCUGUCUCCUGUAUGAAAUGAUCGAGGGCCAGUCGCCCUUUCAGCAGCGCAAGAAGAAAAUUAAGCGAGAGGAAGUGGAGCGCUUGGUGAAAGAGGUGGAGGAGGAAUAUUCCAGCAAGUUCUCAGAGGAUACCAAGUCACUCUGUAAAAUGCUACUUAUCAAAGACCCCAGUGAGAGGCUUGGCUGUCAGGGGGGUGGAGCCACUGAGGUGAAAGCUCACCCUAUUUUUCGUUCCAUCAACUUCAAGCGACUUGAAGCAGGCAUGCUCGAAGCUCCCUUUAUUCCCGAUCCUCAGGCCAUCUACUGUAAGGAUGUGUUGGACAUUGAGCAGUUUUCCACAGUGAAAGGGGUGGAACUGGAGCCCAAAGACGACUCCUUCUACAACAAAGUGUCCACUGGUUGCGUUUCCAUCCCCUGGCAAAAUGAGAUGAUCGAGACAGAGUGCUUUAAAGAGCUCAACUUGUUAAACUUAGAUGGCACUGUGCCCCCAGACCUAGACUGGAGAGGUCAACCCUCACCCCCACCCAAACAGGGCUUGCUGCAGAGACUCUUUGGCAGACAGGACUGCUGUGGAAAUUGCAGCGACAGUGAGGAGGAGCCCACACGGCUGUGAAGGUGUGGCCUGUCUGGGGCUCCUCCCCUACACCACCGAGGAUCUCAUUUGUUUACAGUUUUUGCACAAUUGUAUUUUUAAGAUAGCUCUAUAUAAAUAUUGGAAUGUAUAUUUUCACUAUAUAGCCAUGCAGUGUAUCUUAUUUAAAGUCAUGAAAAGGACAGAAAAAAAGGGUCACAAUUAUUGUCCUUUAUCAAGUGUGAAGUGUGUCGAGGACAGAUCAUUCAACACUGCUCAAGUCUCAAAGCCGGUUGACCCAGCCAAUCCUGUACAUGUCUCCAGUCCGUAUCACAGCCUCUUUGCGCUUUUAUUUUCUAUUUCUGUUCUUGUACGAAUUCAUAUACAUGUACAGAAUGUACUCUGAAUAUUUGUUUUAGGCAUGGGGAGUAAAGGAAAUUUGCUUUGGCAAAUAUUUUUAUAUUUAUAUUUUAAAUUUUAUUUUCUUAUGGUAAUCUCGACAAUCAAACGGCACCAUUUGUGUAAAACAGUGGUAAAUGUGCAGUAAUGAAAAAAAAACACAAAAAAAAACAGGAAGUGACUAAAAAUGAGGGGCAUUUUUGACAUAAAUUCUUUAUCAGAAGUCUCAAAUAGUAAUGUGAGGUUGUUUAGCUAGAGAAACCUAGUAAACCAAAUAGACGUGAUUAAAGUGCAUAUAUGUUUAAUUAACAACUGCAAACAGUUGUAUCAUGUUGUAAAUAUGUGACACUCAUCUGUAAAGUCUUUAGUGUGUCUUCCUGAAUAUUUCUCUCUGGAUAAGUGGGAAAAUCAUCCCAGUGAUAACCUUGUGCAGCCCAUAUGUUACAUAAUGAGUCAAACCAAGAGGCAUUAUUUUCCAUUUAUCAAAUAUUUCACAACGUCGUUCUUUAAAGGUCUGUGACUAGUUAAAAUAGGAUAUCGUUAGAUUCCAGCUAUGGAGACUGAAAUAUAGGAUAAAUAAAUACUCAGAUACUUAGCAGGUUGCAAUGGAUAAACAUGCUACAAGACAAUACAUGUUAUUUAAUUGUUUAAAAUAGAUAUGUGUCAUUUUGAUAGGCUACAUUCAGUGUAAUUGCUGCUUUUUUACAUAUAGGGGGAAAAAAAUAUUUUCCCCCCCAAAAAAUUUGUUCUGUUUUGUUGUUAUUUUAGUUUUUUUUUUUUUUUCAAUUUGCUUUGCUAUGUUUCUUCUCUUCUGUUUUUUGUUUGUUUAGAUUUUUUGUUUUGUUUUAUUAGUUUUGCUUUGCUUUGUUUUUUCAUUUCAAUAAAUUUGUUUUAAUUUGCUUUGUUCUGUUUCAUUUUGUCUUUUUGUUUGUUUGUUUGUCUUUGCUUUUAUUUGUUUUUAAUUUAGCUUUGUUGUUUUUUGUGUUUUUUUAUUUAACUUUUAAGUUUUCAUUUUGCUUGAAUUGCGAUGGCUUUGGAAUUUUCUUAUGCACUCUUUAGACCAAACUAAUUAUAUUUUUGUCCUCCAUCUUCAUUGAAGGUGCCUUUUGAAGUUUUAAGGUACUCUUUUGUCAUUAGCGUUUCUUAUUCAAACACCUACAUGUUUUUGAGAUGACUCAGCAUCUUGAUGCACAAACUUUUUUAUCUGCUGUUGUUUUACCUCAGAUAAUACUGUGCCCUAUGGAUGUCCAUUCUUUUUCAAAACUCUUGUGAAUUUUUCUACUGAACAUUUGGAUGUCAUAGUAUUUCAUAAGAGACUUUGGGACUUUACAUUUAAGCCUAUCUGAACAUGCAAUGUAAGCCUAAUGUUUCAGAGAAAGUCCAUGGAAGAAUCGUCACCUCAUGACAUGCUCUGUCAAUACAUUUCUCAUCCACUGAUGGUUUACGUUAAUUCUCUUCUCUGAUAAACUCAAAUACAUUCCAAUUUCUACUGUACUGUACAGUUGUAAAACGUAUUCAGUUUUUUCUUUUGUUUAUUUAGCAAUAAUGGAUUUUAUAAAUAUAACUACAAUAUUAUUGUGUAUAAAAAACAUUUCAAAUCUAGAGCCAGGCGGAACUUAGUUUGACUUAAUGUUUUCCUGAGUCAGGCUUUUGACACUGUGAAGUGAUUAUUUCUGUCACAGUUGUAAAAUUUUUGUCUCUUUUGUGCAAUGCACUGAUUUUGAUGUUUUUUCUUUUGGUUGCAAAUUUGUGUGUGUAUGUAUGUGCCUAAAUGCUGAAUGAGUGUGUACCUGCACUGUAUGUGCCCAUAAUCUUUAUCAGAACCACUAGGGAAUGCCAUUAUUUCUAUCACUAAAUGAGUGAAAUGUAACAUUCUAGGCAAGGUUUUACUGAUUCUUUUUUCUUUCGAGAGAAAAGGUGUACAACUUCAGGCUCACUGAUAAUAAUAUUAUAUAAUAUUAGUCAUUUCAAUAUCAUAUAUUUUAAUAAACCUAUAAAAAGACAUAAUUAGACAUGCCAGUUCCCUUCAAAGAGGAAACCACAGUUUCAGCCACAUUUGUCAGUGUAAUUAAUUCAAGACUAAGUUACAAUAAAAUCAUGUUUUAUUUUCUGUUUUGAAGAGUAUUCAAAUGAAUUUAUUCCUAUAUCUUAAAGGCCUCAAAGUGUAAGGUGCAGUUUUAAGCAUAAUUUUCCAUUAGCAAACUACAGGGCUAUAGCUGGGAAAUCUCUGUUUAAGGUAUUAAAAGUGCAGAGAAAUUUCUAAAUAAAACGAAAAACUUGAAAACUGUUCUUAAACCAGGUAUACAGUCAAAUUUGACUGAUUUAGUAAUUGUGGAUAACAUGCUAAUAUGAGUAAAGAAUAAAGCCUAUAUAACCUGGAGGAUUUGUCUGUUCUAAGCAGGCCAAGUGAAUUCAAAAAGUGUGGUUAUAUUAGUCAAUGUGCCAUUGUUAUGUAAACUUACCAUUAAAAUUGUUUCAAAAGUUUUAUUGAAUUGUUUUGCUGAUAUAGACAGUGACUCAUUUACUCAGUUUUGAUAAUUUGAAAUGAUACAUAUCCAUAUUAUUAAUAACACAUGAAUUAAUACAUUAUUUUAUUUGCCUGAUAUGUAUGUAAAAGUCCAUAGCUCUUUUAUUUAAGGCCAAAAGAAUGUUAUGUUAUAAUGAAAACUUGUCUUGUACCUGUUUAUCCCUAUUAUUGAAGCCUUAUUUGUAUGUGAUACAAAGAAAAUUAUUUCUGGAUUGCACAUUGAAUACUAAUUUUUGCUAAACUCAGUAGUCGAUUCUCACUCAGGUUACUGCCAUCAAUAUGUAUGUUAUUAUUUGUAUUAUUGUUUGCUUAAUAUAUGUACACGGCCUUACUUGUGAAAUAAUGUCAAGUUACUGGUUUAUAUUUGUAAAUUUUAAAGCUGCAUAAAAUAAAUGCCACUGGGAACGUU
Messenger RNA from Xyrauchen texanus (razorback sucker), 5159 nucleotides. It is a transcript of the gene grk6, whose product is annotated as G protein-coupled receptor kinase 6. Gene Ontology annotation, biological process: protein phosphorylation; signal transduction; regulation of signal transduction. Lineage: Eukaryota; Metazoa; Chordata; Actinopteri; Cypriniformes; Catostomidae. The record is from RefSeq and is a predicted model, not a curated record. Gene Ontology annotation, molecular function: G protein-coupled receptor kinase activity; ATP binding. The transcript has 16 exons. Gene Ontology annotation, cellular component: cytoplasm; plasma membrane. The coding region runs from base 139 to 1866 and encodes 575 amino acids.